UAAUUUCAUAAUCUGAAUCUUGUCCGAGAAAACUCGAUUUGAAAUCAGAGAAAACUAAGUGUAGUAAAUUCAAGGAAAACUCCGACCAUGGAAUCGGAAACCACCACCGGCACCGACCGUGAUACCAAUCCAUGGACUUCUUCCACCAACUGGUCCAUUGCUCGCGGCUCUCUCGUAAAGUCAAUCACUUUCGACUCAUCUCUUUCUCCGAUCGACGGAGAUGGCGAUGGCGAAGACCUCUAUUCUUGUUCGAAUGACCCCCUCGUUCUGAAACCUUCGGUACCAGAUUCAGGGCCUUGUGAGAUCACAAUUUGUUUUGCACAAAAGCAUGAGGUCCAGCAGAUUUAUGUUAGGAGCACUGCUCGAGUGUAUGAGAUAUAUUAUGAGUCAAACCCACAGAAUGGCAAAGAAUAUCUUUGCACUGUUCGCUGUGGCAUUGCUGCUAGAGAUGAAGAAGUGCUUCAAGCAAUUGAUAAGGAGCAAGUGCUUUCUGCAUGCUCAAAGGGAGCUCAUGAUGAUCAAUUCAAAGAAAAUGUAAGAAAUGGCGGUAGUCGAAGCAGUGAAGAUGAAUGGGUAGAUGUUAAAGUCACAGAUAAUUCGUUGCCGAUGAUCACGCAGGAUUAUUAUGAGGCUACAGCACAGAUCAGCGAUGCAGAUCCGUGUAUAUCCAUUACCAUUCGUCUACUAUCAGUUCAGAAUAAGGACAGUGUUUAUGUUGAUGAGGUAUAUGUGUUUGCUGAUCCUGUUGACUCGGCUGACUUGGAAAAGGAAGUGGAUAAGAGGGAAAACUCCACUGGAAAUUCUCUUAUGACAAUGCUAUUACCUACCCUCAUGCAAAUGUCUAAAACAAAGGGGGCCACCAGAAUGGAAGAUAAACAAACUUCUGAGGCCCAGAAGAAACAGAAUUUUGGGGAAAGUGGAUCGGAAGCAGCUCAUUCUAUCAACACUGCUACUACAAUGCAGAGGGAAGGAAAUUCCAGUGUUGCUGAUUAUCAAAGAGUUGAGUUUCAGGACGUGAAUAGGGCUAGUGUAAGUACUGCCCAAUUACAGAGUCCUGUGCAAGUUUCUCACAGUGUAAGCAAGGCUGGCCUUCCUCCAAAUGAUCAUGUUGAAAGGGCUUUGGACCAACUUUCUUCUCGGAUGGGAAGAAUAGAGGAUUUAUUCUUAAGGUUUGAAGAGAACUUGUUAAAGCCUAUACAUAGCAUUGAGGCAAGGCUCCACAGGGUCGAGCAGCAUCUUGAAGUACUCACCAAUAAACAGAAGGAUUCUGAACUUCCUACUUGCUCGAGAUUUUGUGCUCCAAAUUUUUCUUUAGUCCAGUCUGAUUCCAAUUCCUUGAAUCAUAGUGAAAUUGAUUAUCCUCGUUGUGAGGAAGUAGAAUCAAAUAUUAAGAGUGUUCAUUCUGAAGUGCAAACCAACUCGGUUAAUGAUUUUUCUGACUCUGUUAAUGCUACUCUGUUUCUUCCAAGUCUUGUAGUUACUGCUCCUGAGUUUUCAACAUGCGAUGAUGAGGAAAGUCAUGUAUCAGAAACAGUAGAUGAUUCUUCUGUUGAUAAACCAAGGGACAGAUUGACGGUUGAUGGUGCUUUAGCUUCUGCACUUGCUCGAUUUGUAUCUUCAAUUUCAAUCCAGACAGAAGAUCAUUCUCCAGCUCUUUCAGUCAAAGCUCCUGAGUUUCCAAGUGAAGAAGAUAUCGAAGUUGACAAAGUAGAUUUACCAAGAGGUCAAUCUCAAAUAGGAACUUGUGAGACAGCAACCAUAAAUGUGGUUGAGAACAACCAAUCUGAGAAAACAGCUGAAGAAGAUGAUGAACAGGACCGGCAUAAUGAGAGAGUAGAGGAAGAUGAAGCUUCUGGCGAAUGUGUAAACAAAAUUGUUUACCGCGACAUGGAAUGUAUUGAAAAUGGAGAAAUCAGUUCUGAAACAAGCAAUGAUAUUCAAGAUCACUCCCUCCAAAAUCAGACAGAUGCUAUUAGUUCUGAUACAAAAGACGAAGAGGAUAGCUCUGAUGCAGUUACUGCUGUUGAAAUAAAGAAAGAGAAAUCUGACCAAGAUGCUUUCUGCAGUGUCAAACUAACAAACAAGAGUGAUGAACAAGCAUAUCGUGACAAGGAAUGUACUGAAUGUUUUCACACAACAGAGGAUACAGAGAAUGGAGAAGUUGGUACUGAUUCGAACAACAGUCUGAUCCAUGAUAAGAUUGAUAAUCAAGAUCACUCCCUCCAAAAUCCUGUAGAUGCAACUGUCUCUGAAACAAAAGAGGAUGAGAGAUCCGAAAAAGACGUUUUGCAUGAUAUCGUUGAAUUCUCACAUGCUGCUUCUGUGGUGGAUUUUGAAACUUCAGUCCUGGAUGUGAAGUUUGUUUCGCAGACUAGUUGUGACCGAAACUGUCCCCUUGAAGCCCUUUUGUCCGACUUGCCAAAGUCUAAAUCUGAAGAAAUUUUUGUGGUGGAAAGUGAUGUUAAGCCUCCAAGUGAUGAGCACAGUGAGUUAAUUUCAGUGGAGGAUGAUGAACCACUUGGUUCUGCCACUUACAGCCAAAUACAUGUGGAUUUUGACUACUGUAGUCUACCAGAACCUUUAAGCAAUGAUGGUGAAACCCCUCUAACUUCUAGUAUAUGCUGCAGCCAUGAAACUUCAUCAUACAGUCUCAUUUGAUGAGUUGAUUAGGGGUCAUUGUCUUCUUAUUGUUUGUAAAUUUGUAUAUAAAUAUGACUUGAUCUUCUUGCUCUUGCUUUUCAGUUCCUCAACUGUUUAAGGCAGUUUAAAUUUUAACAGACAUGCCAAAAAAUGUUGAGACUACACUAAUGUAGGAACACUUUUGUGCUGUGUUUUGAGUAUGAGUAGAUUUGUUUGAUGCUAAUCAUCACUGUUUUGUAGAUUUCAUACCUUUUUUGGGUGUUGUAAACUGGAUAAUGCCAUUAUUUUGGCAAAGUGAUGUAUGAAUGAAAGAAAUAUGGUAUUAUUCUUUAAA
This is a messenger RNA of Humulus lupulus (European hop), 2974 nucleotides long. RefSeq lists its product as uncharacterized. The coding region runs from base 88 to 2658 and encodes 856 amino acids. The transcript is spliced from 3 exons. The record is from RefSeq and is a predicted model, not a curated record. NCBI's taxonomy places the organism in Eukaryota, Viridiplantae, Streptophyta, Magnoliopsida, Rosales, Cannabaceae.